AUGUAUCGAUUUCACAUAAUGGCAAGGCGAAAGGAUCCUUCCUGGAGACGCACUGUUGCAUGGGAACUCUCACGACCUCUUGAGGGUCCAUCUUUGUCUGAUGUCAAUGGUAUCUUCCAGUCUAUGGAUGAAGUUCGCCAAAGGUUGAGUGAAACUGAGAAGAAACUGAGGAUGGCUAGCAAAAACUGGAAGAAAUUUCCCCUCAUCUCAUCCAGUCCCUUUGAAUCCUCAGCUGCAAUGUUUCAUAGUGACCAAUAUCAUGAAGCAUCCCUGCCUAAUUCAUGCAAUGCCCAUUUAGAAGUGAAUUAUAGGUGCUUAGAGGUGGAUCAUUCCACCACAAGUGAGUUGAGUGAAACUGAGAAGAAACUGAGGAUGGCUAGCAAAAACUGGAAGAAAUUUCCUCUCAUCUCAUCCAGUCCCUUUGAAUCCUCAGCUGCAAUGUUUCAUAGUGACCAAUAUCAUGAAGAUAGUGACGCAAUCCUGGGAUCUUUCUGGGCGGAUGCCAGGAUUCGCCCGUUACUCAGGGUCUCCGUGAACCUGACCCCGAGAAACCGUGAGGCCAAUAAAGGGUAG
Molecule: messenger RNA, 573 nt
Organism: Darwinula stevensoni
Lineage: Eukaryota; Metazoa; Arthropoda; Ostracoda; Podocopida; Darwinulidae
Source: the annotation of a GenBank genome assembly